ACUCAAGGUGAAUGUGUCUUUGCCCCUAGCUAUGGUAACAUGUUGGUAAGACGUUCUACCAUUUGGAUAGCUAGCUAACUCAACAAAUACCUUCUGGCAAGCUAGUUAACAAAGAAAAGGGAAAUAUAGUUGGUAACUUGCACUAAAUGUAUGCACGCAUACUUGCAUUCGUGCAUCUUGCCUACAUCAAAACAUGCAAUUGGUUUUGCUUCUUGAAUCCAAUUUCUCCAAGCUAGCCAGAUAACUCAAAUGUAUCUGUCUCACCCUUGUUUUGAUGAAAAUGACGAUAGUAAUGAGGCUCUCUAGUGGUACCACGGUGUUUGUGGCCAAGCGCACUGCUACGCCUCUAGGUUUUGGCGGUAGGACUGAGGUUUGAGCGGGCGAAUGGAAGCCAUGGAGAUAUCCAUGCAGGACAUUUAAAACCAAGCGGGCGAGGGGAUUUAAAUGCCAUUCAACUACUGCACGCGACAUCAUAGCAACUAUGGAAUUGUCUUCGCCGUUAGCUCGCUACGUAACCUUCUGGUCGUUUCGUCCCCUUGGUGUAACUCUCCCAACCUGCUUAAGCGUUUUUCCAUUUUACAUAUUUUCAUUUUAAAAAAAUUGACAAAGCAGACCCCUGUCAUUUUCUGAAGUGUUGCUGUUAAUCUGAAAGAGAGGAUGGAAAGCAGUUUCAGACCAGAUGCCCAUUUCCAGAGCUCCAAAGAACUGCAAUAUGGAUCUUGUCAUGACAGUGGAUAUCAGGAAGGUGGUUAUAGCCCUAAACUUGACAGUGGAGUUAAAUAUAAGCCCUCAAAGUCCUUUUCUUCAGAUUGGUUUUAUGAAAUGCCAAAAGAGAACCUUUUGCAAAGAUGUGAACCGCUCUUGUCACCCAAAAAGAAUAAACAGAAGGAGCUUGUCAGGAGUCAACACAAAGACAUCUUGAAGGAGCAGCCAUUACAGAACAGCUGGUGUGACACUCCUAAAUUAUCUAAGAGAGAGAUAUCUCUGAGACGACGUCUCUUAAUGUCUAAGUCCACAACAGAGGGUAAAACUUUGGACAACACCACUACAAAUAUCAAAACAACUCUCUCUUCAGUGAACAUGAGAUCUGAGCAUGGCUCCAAUGUAGUAUUUGACUCUCCGGAGGCCUUUUCUAUUGGAGCCUCGGCUACAAGCACUUUAAAACAGGAAGACCUGCUCCUGUCCGGUAGGAAACGGCGCUUCCUCUUCUCUCAUGUAAAAACCUCAACACUUGAUGAGGAUAAAUGCAAUGUGGCCCCUCUCUCUGAGAAAAGCCUCUCUGGGGCAUCGCUCACAGACGAUCUGGACGAGAGCAUCAUCUCUUCAGAUCACCUUAUAACUGAGAUACUGGAGACACCUAGCUACUGUAGGUUAGCGCUCUCCGCGAAGGAGAACUUCCAAACUCCAGUCAACCACCGCAUAGCAGCUAAUCUCUCAGACAGCCUGAGUACGCCGUCUUUCACCCCUACCAAGCCCCACCAUGACAGCUCUAUCUUGGAGGACAGCGGCUUCAGCUCCCUGGCUAUGGAUAAAUCCCAGGACUCCUCUGUGGACCAGGAUGGUUCGUUCCAGGAGCUGCUGCUUUCCUCAGGCGGGUCCAGUGGCAAGGAGAUCUCUGUUAGGGUGACUGAGAUGACAAAGAGGAGAUCUAGGCUGGAGCGCCAGUGUCGCCUCUCCACCCUCCGAGAGGGAGGUUCCCAAUCAGAGGAGGGGGACCGUGUUGCGAAGCCUCAGACUGCCCGCCCGGCUUUGCCCCAAGCCCAAGAGAAGAACCCCGUAGCCGAGGAGCAGCCGCUCCAUGUCCUCUCCAAGGAGGAUGAGGUCUUCCUGGACGGAACUCCGCUGAAAACGGCCACGGAUAAGCUGGAGGACCUGUUUCUGACCCCGGCUCUGCAGAUGGUCUGCGCCUUCUCCCAGAGGACCUCUAAGAUGCUGCUGGAGCAGACUAGCCUUGAGGAGCUGCUGAAAGCCUCGGAACAGGAUGCCCUCAGAACCACCAUGCCCUUGGCUGGGCUGAUUGGCAGAAAGAUGGGCAUGGGAAAGGUUGACAUAUUUUCUGAGCUGGACAAGAGGAACCUUCGACACAUCCUGGUGAUGGUACUCAAUCAUCUGGCCCCAGAAGACAUCUAUAGGGUUGGUCUGGUAUCCAAUAGCUGGAAUGAGAUAAUAUCACAAAACAAGAUGUCAAGCCGUAAGAGGAGACAGUACCUGAAGGACGUUAAGGCAUCGCUGGAGCUUGGCAGUUCAGCCCACGUUCCUGACGCAGAGACCCGGUUGAACCUGUCGAGUCGGUCUGCUCUGCGUUCCGUCCAGGCCCAGUCCAGGACCCCAAGUUAUACCAUGCUGACCCCCCAGUCAGCCACCGGAACCAGCACUUUAACCCCAAUCCAGCGCAGUUCAGCCAGCAGACAGGAUGCGUUCAUACAGGUAGCCAAAACCCUCUUCAGUGAUGAAUGUCUGAGGCCCUGCCCGCGCUGCCAGCAGCCAGCACGGUGUCACUCUGUGAAGGGAGAAGGCGCCUGCAGCCGGGUCGACUGCGGCUUCCGGUUUUGUACUGGGUGCCUUUGUGCCUUCCACGGAUCCAAGGAGUGUGCUAGCUUGUCGGCCAAGCGGCGUGGCAAGAAGGACCUGCUUCCUGGUAGUGCUCAGAGCAAACGCAACGUCCGAAGAUUGUGAAUGUGUGUUUAUGCAUUUGGUUGUAUGUUUCUUUUAAAUUGUUUUAUUUUUUUGUUUUUUAAUUAUGUACCUGAGCGAGGUAGGUCCAGUAGAAUUGAUCAAAGUUAUGAAAUGGCUACUGGAUGCUCUGCUGAUCCUUGCACAUUCAGCAAUGUACAGAAAGCCCCUGCCCCGACUAAGCUGUGUUCUGAACUUGAUUUUCGUGGUUUUAUGUCUGUGUAUAUAACUGUAUAUUUACUUUUACAUCUGACUGCUUUUA
Molecule: messenger RNA, 2935 nt
Organism: Esox lucius (northern pike)
Lineage: Eukaryota; Metazoa; Chordata; Actinopteri; Esociformes; Esocidae
Gene: fbxo43
Product: F-box protein 43
Exons: 6
Coding region: 658-2676 (672 amino acids)
Biological process (GO): negative regulation of meiotic nuclear division; regulation of mitotic nuclear division
Cellular component (GO): nucleus
Molecular function (GO): protein binding
Source: RefSeq, a predicted model, not a curated record